This is a messenger RNA of Anarrhichthys ocellatus (wolf-eel), 2310 nucleotides long. RefSeq names its product protein phosphatase 1D. Gene Ontology annotation, biological process: protein dephosphorylation. Gene Ontology annotation, molecular function: cation binding; protein serine/threonine phosphatase activity. NCBI's taxonomy places the organism in Eukaryota, Metazoa, Chordata, Actinopteri, Perciformes, Anarhichadidae. The coding region runs from base 113 to 1780 and encodes 555 amino acids. The transcript is spliced from 6 exons. The record is from RefSeq and is a predicted model, not a curated record.
UACACUGGAACAUAAACAAAGGCAGGACGCUGCGCUGCAAUAAACUCAACUCUCCAGGUAUUUUAUAUGCUAACCGUACCGACAAAUUGGAGAGAGACUCAUUUCUGGAGCUAUGGAAAACGCAUUAUUGAUGCGGGUGAGUGUUUUUACCGACCAAGGAGGCAGGAAAUACAUGGAAGAUGUGACCGAAGUCAUAGUAGAGCCAGAGCCGGGAGAAGACGAGCCGACGUCGGGUGAGCCAGAAGAGACCAGUGGGGGAGACUGUACGUUCAGUUCUUUGGCUGCGGACACGCUUCCAGAGCGGACUGGUGAGCCCGCUGUGUCGCUACAAGUUCCAAAUGCACCAUGUGAACCCGUGCGAACGGAAAACCAAGGUAUAAUAGUGGAAGCGACUUUACCGGGAGGUCAGAGCCCGUCGCGAGCCCAGCCGAGUCCAGCGAGUCCUUCCCGCCGUUCCGUUGCAUUCUUCGCGGUGUUCGACGGGCACGGGGGUCGCGAGGCUGCGCAGUUUGCGCGAGAAUAUUUAUGGGAGUUCAUGAAGAAGCAGCGGGGGUUCUGGUCAGACUGUGACAUGGAGGUCUGUUCUGCUAUACGCAAAGGAUUUGUAGCCUGCCAUCACGCUAUGUGGAAAAAGCUACCUGAAUGGCCAAAGACACUCACAGGUCUUCCGAGCACAUCGGGCACCACAGCCAGCAUAGUGUUCAUCCGCGGAAACCGCAUGUAUGUGGCCCACGUCGGGGACUCGGCGGUGGUUCUAGGGGUCCAGGAUGACCCUUCAGACCCAUACAUCAGAGCUGUAGAAGUCACACAAGACCACAAACCUGAACUACCCAGAGAGAGGGAGCGUAUUGAAGGUCUGGGAGGGAGUGUUAUCAAAAAAUCUGGAGUGAACCGGGUUGUCUGGAAGAGGCCGAGGCUGAGUCACAACGGCCCAGUGCGUCGGAGCACUGUCAUUGACCAGAUACCUUUCUUGGCAGUAGCCCGCGCUCUAGGUGAUCUGUGGAGCUAUGACUUCUACAGCGGGGAGUUUGUGGUUUCUCCAGAGCCAGAUACUAGUGUGGUGACCCUCGACCCCAGAAAACACCGCUACAUCAUCCUGGGCAGUGAUGGUCUGUGGAACAUGGUGCCGCCUCAAGAGGCUAUCUCCAUGUGUCAGAACAAUGAUGAGGCUAUGGCUCCAUGCGGGGUAUCGAGUGCCCGGCAGCUGGUCAGCCACGCUCUGCUGCGGUGGCGCCAGCGCAUGUUGCGUGCUGACAACACCAGCGCCAUCGUCAUCGCCUUGCAGGAGCCCGGGACCUCCCAGGACGUGCUGCACCAUGAGGAGGUGCUGCUGGACUUAGCCAAGGUGUCCCAGUGUCCUCCCACCUCCCUAUCACGCGCUGACACUCCUCUCCUUCAGCGUACUCUAGAGGAAGACUCUCCCUCGGCCAUGUGUGAGCUCCUCCCUGCCUUGGAGCGACGGGAUGGACUAUCGGGAAGCAACAGCUUGUACCACAUGAAUCUGUCCGACAUGUUCACUCUGACUCCACUGUGUCCAAACAGUGGCGCUGAGUUACCCAGUCAGUCCGGUCCCACUGACAGGACAGUUGGCGACAGGACGCCCGACAUUAAAAGAACUACUGACCGAUCGUCACCGGGUCAGACAGCUAAGAAGGCCCGACGCAGGACUGCUGACAGGCUGCCGCUGGUCCAACACAACGCAGAGAAGAAACAGAAGGAGUCCAGUAACGUCUCACCCAUUCUCCAGCAGCAUAACAAGACCACGGUGUGUGUGUGCUGAAACACACACACACACAUCAACCUGCUGCCUUCCACAGUCCACCGUGUCUCCAGUGGCAUUUCUGUUCCUGAUGUCUGCAAGUGUCCCGCACAUUCUCACAGUGCAAACCAGCCUUGCUGUAAAGUCUGUGGAGAGACGUGUCUUCUUGCUCAGCACCACAUAUGAAAACUUAAGGAGUGCUCAUUUUCACACAACAGAUCUAGUUUGUUUGCUGAUUAUAGGUGUCUUAAUGGUUCCUCUUACUGGUAACCAUUGUAAGAAAUAGGUAUGACUAAUGAUGCCGGUGCAAUUAUUAUGAAUUUUACAGUUGAGUGUUAAGUAAUUGGUAAUGUUCAUGUAAAAGAAAUAUAUAUUUUUGUACAUUCUCUUAUUGUUCGAUGAUAAAACGUGAGAAUUAAGAUGAGCUCCACAACAGCUUUCUGCAUAUACCAUUGUGUGCACUGUUCGGUCCGAACUUCUGGACACAGAGAGAAAUCGGCCCCCAUCCUGCAGCCAUGUGCUCUCAAUCGCCUCCAAAACACAACAGCAGG